AUGAUCGUGCACGGGUUCUACGUGGCCAACUUCUGCUGGACCUUCUGUAUUGCGUUCAACUUUUACCAGAUGAUCGUCCGCCGUAACCGUGAGAGCGAGAGCCUCGAGAAGUGGUAUCACCUCUUCUCCUGGGGUAUUCCCGGUCUCUGCGUGCUGUGCACCACCUGCGUGCUCGACUACGGAGACACUGGCGGAGCUUGCUAUGUCACGUCGGCGCUCUACAUCUUCCUGUUCUUCUUCAUCCCCGGUCUCACGAUCAUCUCGCUGAACGCCAUCCUGUUCUUCUUCGUCAUCCGCGAGAUUCACGAGACCCUGGCCUCCGCGCCCAAGACCGACAAGAAGGACAAGAAGAAGGAGAUCCGCGUCUACAUCUCCAUCUUCAUAUCCAUUGAAGUGGGAGAACUUGGAGUCGCGUGGCACGACCUCCGCCGGCAGGACGGCCUCCUCUCGGUCUUCGCGCUCGGGACGCUCCUACCGGUACCGUCGUCUCGUUCCAGCGCCUCGGCGUCGGCUGACACUGCCGACAGCAGCGCUGAUACGUCCUCCCGAGCUUCGUCGAGGGCUUCUUCUUAUGUCAGGGCCAUGGACGACGAUGAUGAUUUCCAGCAGGAGGAAAGCGUUGGGGGCGGCAUCAACUUUGGCGAUGACGACCUGUAA
Acanthamoeba castellanii str. Neff is the source of this 657-nucleotide messenger RNA. RefSeq names its product Gprotein-coupled receptor (GPCR) family protein. The coding region runs from base 1 to 657 and encodes 218 amino acids. The transcript has 6 exons. Gene Ontology annotation, cellular component: plasma membrane. NCBI's taxonomy places the organism in Eukaryota, Discosea, Longamoebia, Acanthamoebidae. The record is from RefSeq and is a predicted model, not a curated record. Gene Ontology annotation, molecular function: G protein-coupled receptor activity. Gene Ontology annotation, biological process: adenylate cyclase-activating G protein-coupled receptor signaling pathway; cell surface receptor signaling pathway.